This is a messenger RNA of Apus apus (common swift), 4707 nucleotides long. It is a transcript of the gene MCM10, whose product is annotated as minichromosome maintenance 10 replication initiation factor. The transcript has 18 exons. NCBI's taxonomy places the organism in Eukaryota, Metazoa, Chordata, Aves, Apodiformes, Apodidae. Gene Ontology annotation, biological process: DNA replication initiation; DNA replication. Gene Ontology annotation, cellular component: replication fork protection complex; nucleus. The coding region runs from base 448 to 3213 and encodes 921 amino acids. Gene Ontology annotation, molecular function: single-stranded DNA binding; DNA replication origin binding. The record is from RefSeq and is a predicted model, not a curated record.
GAGCAAAACUCUGCCACCAUCUUCCAUUUUCAAAUGAAGACUGAAUCUGUUUUGGAAUAUUUCCUUUAGUUAAAUGGUAAUUAUGAUUAUAGCACAGGACCGAUGAGCUGGAAAGGGUUAUUAUUAUGAGGACAUGGUAGGCAUUUCUUAAAAUCUGUGUUUAUUACAGUUUUUUUUCUGAAAGUAAUGCCCUUAUGCUGCAGUGAGUUCAGCAUAGGUAAAACUUUAGAUGUAGGAAAGUUAUAUGAGGUUCUUAAAUUUAUUGGAGUCCUCAUCUGCAACUGUGAACAAUAGCCAGGUAAUGGUUUGCAAAUCAUCAAAUAAGGAGCCUGAACACAAUCAGUAUUUCCAGUUUGGCUAAAACUAUUUUAACAGUAUCAAUGUUCUUCUCCCCAUAACAGAUAAUAUUUUUCCUGGAGGGACUCUUGAAGAAAUCCUGGUGAAAUCAUGGACGGUGAUGAUGAUUUGGAUCUGUUGGCCUCCCUCCUGGAAGAAAGUGAGGCCACUGAGGAGAGGAAUUCUCCUGAGGGGGAAGAUGCUCUAGAGGAUGAGGGGGCAGAACCAGAUGAAUACGAUGAGCUCUUUGAUGCAGAAGAUGAUGCUUCCUAUACUGAGGAGGUGGAUACUGAGGACAGCAUGAUUGAUGAUCAGAAGGAGAACCUGGCUGUGCUGUUUGGAGAUGUAGAUGACCUGCUGGAAGAGGAGGCAGCAGAAGAAACUGUCCCUGCUUCAGCUACCAGUCAGACAAAAGAGAAGACCAACCAAGAACUGCAAGCUGAGCUGAGAAAAUUGCAAGAACAGAUGAAGACGUUACAGGAGCAGUUGCAAAAGACUGCUAUUGGGCAGCAAUCCAAUUCAGGCCCUGAGAAGAAAACCCCUGGUAAAACUCCCUGUCCACCCCAAAAGGAAAGGAAAGUUCAGAAGCUGCAAGAGUCACCAUGUUUCUCAGCUCAGCUGGGCAAUCCUUUACCACCAGCCAAGCGAGGAAUCCAGAAAUCAAAAGCAUCCUCAGCAGAGAACAAGACUCCUCCACAACAAGUCCUCAGCCUGGCAUUCCAACCUCUCAAGUCUGCUGCAGGGAACACCCCCAGUAAGGUGACCAGACAGAAGACUUCUCACAUGCCUUCGUGCUCCAGUGCAACCACUCAGCCGCUAUCUGUGGAAACCUUCUCAGGACUGAGGUUAAGAAAACCCCGUGUGUCCUCAGCUGAAAUGGACAGGAAAAUGACAAACCGGAAGCUCAUCCGACUGUCCCAGCUGAAGAGCAAACUUGCUGCAGAAAAUCUGGAGGAAAUAGACUGGGUAACGUUUGGAGUCAUAGUGAAGAAGAUCACUCCUCAGAGAGCAAAUAACGGCAGAACCUUCAGCAUCUGGCGGCUGAACGACCUUCGGGAUCUCGAUCGGUGCGUCUCGCUCUUCUUGUUUGGUGAUGUCCACAAAGAGCACUGGAAGACAGAGCAAGGCACAGUCAUUGGGCUGCUCAAUGCUAAUCCUAUGAAGCCUAAAGAGGGCUCAGAUGAGGUGUGUUUGUCUGUCGACCAUCCCCAGAAGAUCCUCCUCAUGGGUGAGGCUCUGGACAUGGGCACCUGCAAAGCCAGGAAGAAAAAUGGUGAUCCUUGUGCACAGAUUGUGAACCUGAACGACUGUGAGUAUUGUCAGUAUCAUGUACAAUCCCAGUACAAGAAGCUCAGCUCGAAGCGGGCGGAUCUGCAGGCCACCUUCUCUGGGGGCCGCAUUCCCAAGAGGGUUGGUCGGAAAAAUCCCAGUUUGAAGGAGAGGCUGUGUCAAGAUGGGUUUUACUAUGGAGGUGUCUCUUCAGCUGCAUAUGCAGCCUCAGUUGCAGCAGCUGCAGUACCAAAAAAGAAGAUUCAAACCACUCUCUCCAAUCUGGUCGUGAGAGGAGUUGAUGCAAUUGUCCAGGAAACCAGGCAGAAAAUUGGUGCAGCAAAGAGACCCAUGCCAUGUUCUGAGGAAUUCAAGGAACUGCUGGCACAGCCAACGUUUGGAGCACGAAACCUCUGCAAGCACUGGACCAAAGCAGAUGCUGAAAAAAAACACGGGGCCAAUUUCCAGUCUGUCUCUGCUUCAGCUCUGCUCAAGCAACAGAAACAGAAGUUGCUGGAGGCCAGAAAAAAGCGAUCUGAGGAGAUUCAGAGGCGGUUUCUCCAAAACACAAGUAAAGCUGGAAGCCCUGCUCUCCUAUCCUCCUCCAGACAGUCUGCUCUCCAUUCCCCGUUGCCUGGGGCUGAGUUUCCCAAAGCUGCAAAAAUAUCAAAUCCUCAAAGGCCCAGGCUGGGCACAGGCUUUUCAGAAGGAGAAGAUAUCCUUUUCUUCGAUGGGUCUCCACCUCCAGCACCAAAGCUUGACAGCUUGGCAGAAGCCAAAAAGCUGGCUGCCAUACACCGACUGCGAGUAAAAGGUCAGGUUCUUGCUAAAACUGACCCAAACAGUGUCAAGAGGAAAAGGACUGAUGUUGAUGAUGUGCUAGAAAUUGUGGAAAGAGUUGAGAAAAAUGUUGCUCGGCCACAAGGUACAGAAGCAAAGAAUGAUAUGGAUGAACUGGAACCUGCUCAAAAGAAGCGGCAUGAGCAGCUGGCCUAUCUGAAGUCAGAAGAGUUCCAGGAAAUCCUGAAUGCCAAGUCCAAGUACACAGAUGUCCUGAAAGAGGCUGAGGCUGAGCUGCAGGAGCAAUACUUUCAGCCACUGGUGAAAAAGGAAGAAAUGGAAGAGAAGAUGAGGAGCAUUAAAGAACUAAAAUGUCGAGUUGUGACUUGUAAAACGUGUAACUACACCUAUUUCAAGCCUCUGGAGACCUGUGUGCAGAAUAACCACGACUACCACUGGCAUGAGGCCAUCAAGCGGUUUUUCAAAUGUCCCUGUGGAAGCAGAGCUAUUUCCCUUCACAGGCUCCCAAAAAAGCCCUGCAGGAGAAAAAAGGUCCGAAGAUUGGUGGAGAAACACUUUUACCAAGAGGAGAGGAACAACCAAAAUUUCUCAAUAGUCUUAAGUGAUGUGGAGUUGAUUUUUUUUCCCCAACUUAAGGAUGGAUUUCUGUGUCUAAAACACACAUUUAUUUUCUGGAAUGCCAAGAGGAUUCCGGUUUUAGGGAUGAAUGAGCAGGGGAAUCAAUUCCUGAUGAGAAGGACGUCCACAAAGUCUCCACCAGGUCACAGCUUUGAUCUUUUUAAAAACUUGACUGUUCUUUCUUACUAACAGAUUAUUUACAAGACUUAACCAGGAAACUAGGAGGGGUUUGUACCAAGAAAUCCCUAAGGAUCCCACAAUUUCUGUCGAAUGGCUGGUGCAGGGUGACCUCACCAGAAUUUUGUGACAACCCAUCAUGAACUGUGUGGACUGUAGGCUCCAUAAGCACUUGUGAAGUUCACACUGGGGUGUUGGUGCCAGCCUGCCGAGGUUUUCCAGCUGUCAAAGGGGUGUGGGAGGACUGUAGCCACAGAGAAGACUUAAUUGGCUCCAAAAUUACUCACCUCCAACCCUCAAGAACAGAUGUCAGAUGGUUCCUGAAUUGUCUCCUUGGCUUAUGUUAUUAAAAAAAACUCCCCGGUGGCUUUGGCAUCGCAAAGCAGCGGUGCUCACACUGCAGCCUAGAGGGAGCUCUUCUGAGAGACCUUUCCCUGCCAUGCCGGGUUCCCAGCACCACCCACACUACAGCACCUCUGCAGCUGCAACCCUGCAGCUCCCACUGUGAAAAGCAUUCUAAUGAAUCUGGCACAGUUUUGUGAGUGGUUUUAAAGAGCUGAGUGAUUACAUUUAAUAGCUUUUACCCUUUUUCUAGCAUUUUACAUUUUCCUGAAAUCUUACCCAGCCCUUGCCAUGUCAACCUUGGCUGCUGGCAGAGCUGUCUGGGGGACAGUUGCUGUCUCAGACCAAGCAGGAGAUCAUCUCCAAGGGGUGGCUUCUCAGAAAGGCUGUCUUCAUUCAGGUGUUUUUCUGAAAGCACAUCUCUAUAAGGAUGCCAAGGCAUUUGGGCAGCUUUUCCUGGAGCUGAUCCUUGUGCUGCCCCUAGCUCAUGCCCAGUGGGAUCACAGCCUAUUUUUAAGUGCCUAAAACCACUAAUACCUCAGUGAUUUGGUGAAACUGCCACUAACAGUCUCACAUGUCCCAGUGGCCUUGAGGAUACAUCUUUAGUUUGCUUACACAGGGACUGGAAGAGAAAUAAGUUACUUCAUUUGAAGCAACUGGAUGGAUUUACCUCAGUUUUUCUGUAGCCCUCAUCUACUGCUGCUUUUGCUGGGCAACUUUGCUCAGUGUGUUAUGCUGAUUUCAGCCUCACGUCGGUACCAUCUGGAAUGGUGUGUCAUGUACCUAUGUAACUGUGACAUUGCUUGGCAGUGUCUCCUGUUGAUUCCUCAUUCAGAAUACAGUGCAUGAUAAAACACUCCCUGGGUUUGUAUGGAAUCAUUUCUCUGAGGCAGAGGAUGAGUUGCUUGUUCAACCUCUUCAUUUGCCUGAGAGCUUGGUGCUGAAUCACCAUAAGGAAUUGGUUUGUGGUCCAGAACUGCAGCUGCCACACAUUUUUCAGUCAGACCCACAGGAGGUUCUCCAGAGUCCACAAAACCAGCAUGAAAUUCCACAUCAACAGCAGCCUUCAGCUGGCACCUUGAAAGCUUCAGGCUUUUUCCAGUUCCUGCCUCUCUGGCCAACAAAAAGAUUUCUGCAAAAAAUAAACUGUCAAGAGUUGGGUAA